Penicillium cataractarum is the source of this 345-nucleotide messenger RNA. Its product is annotated as cytochrome b5-like heme/steroid binding domain-containing protein. NCBI's taxonomy places the organism in Eukaryota, Fungi, Ascomycota, Eurotiomycetes, Eurotiales, Aspergillaceae. The transcript is spliced from 2 exons. Gene Ontology annotation, molecular function: heme binding. The record is from RefSeq and is a predicted model, not a curated record. The coding region runs from base 1 to 345 and encodes 114 amino acids. Gene Ontology annotation, cellular component: membrane; intracellular membrane-bounded organelle.
AUGCAAACGUCAAUCGAGUCGCAACAUCUUAGCGACACGGAAAAAAGGAUGUACUCACGGGAUGAGGUCGCCCAACACACUCAAGACGGUGAUGUCUGGGUCAUCAUUGAGCGUGAUGUUUAUGACUUGAGUCAAUUCCUGCAAGAUCACCCUGGUGGUUCCAAGAUUUUGCUAGGUGUAGCAGGCCAAGACGCAACCAAGAAGUUUAAAAAGUAUCACCGCAUGGGGAUUUUAAGCAAGUACAACGAGCGGCUUCUAAUUGGCAGGCUGGAAGAGUCUACUCGAAGGAGCGGGAGUUCCCUGAGGUCUUCGAUAUUUGCUGUCUUCAGACGGUCUGAAACUUGA